UUUGGUUGUGUUAAACUUCCCCUAAACUUUGUUGUGGUCGUCAUUCGUCAGCUGACACAUUACUGUACUGACUUUUGACUUGUGUUAAAACUUUACAAUGCAUGGCAGACUGAAAAUUAAGACUACUGCUGAGCAAGCAGCAGAGAAACAAAAAGAAAGAGAAGAGAAGAAAAAACUUUAUCUUGGAGGUUUAACAAAAGCUUUUGAAAAGCGGUCUUCUAGAUCAUACGAUGAGGAAGGCUUGAAGUUAACAGCUCAGCUCCUAACUGCAAAUCCUGAUGCAGCAACACUUUGGAACUUCAGAAGGGAAAUAUUGUUAAAUAUGAAAUGUGAUGAUGAUGAUGAAGCUUGGACAAAGCUACUCAAUGGAGAACUUAUGAUGGUUGAAAGCUGCCUCAUGAAAAACCCUAAAAGUUAUGGAGCUUGGCAUCACAGGUGCUGGAUUAUGCAAAAGUUUCCAUCACCCCCAUGGAAUGAUGAACUGGAGUUAUGUAAUCGAUACUUGAAGCUAGAUGAAAGGAACUUUCAUUGCUGGGAUUAUCGAAGGUUUAUUACAACUGGGAGCCACCAACAACCAGAAGAUGAACUCAAAAUAUCUAAGCAGCUCAUUGAACGCAAUUUGAGUAACUAUUCAGCAUGGCAUUAUAGGUCAAAGCUUUUGCCUGUAGUUUAUCCUCCAUCAGCUAGCACUCCACAUCCAAUACCUGUUGAUAUUCUCAUCAAGGAAUUAAAAACUGUUGUUGAAGCGGUAUUCACAGACCCCUCUGAUCAGAGUCCAUGGUUUUUUCUUAGGUGGCUUAUUAACCGACAAGAGAAGUAUCCAAGGUUGAUGCAAGUAGGAUAUGAUAAUGAUGAUGAUGGUGGUUCCCUCAUAUGUGUAUUUUCCCAACCACUGUCUUUGAAGGAAACUCCACUCUUGUCCAUUAAUGGUGAAGAGAGGCCCAAUAUUGACUGGUUUGCCCCUAAUGGGGAAACUUUCUCUUAUGUGUGGGUUACAAAGUUUAAUCUCCCAUCAUCAGAGGACAGUAGCAUCACAUUGUCAAGGAGUGGAUUAGAGGAGAAAACAGUUACAGUACCUGCUGGUUCAACACGUUUUGUUGAGUGGAUGACUGAGUUAGGAGUGUGUGGGGAAGAGUUGUCAGAUCUUACCCGAUCUACUCUAGAGGAAGUGAAAGAAAACUGCGUUACUCUAGAUGAAUUGGAUCCUGAUAAUAAAUGGGUGCUGUUAACAUUGGUGGACAUCUUGUGGGCUUUAGAUGCAAGAAAUUACCAAGAUAAAAUCAGGAGUUAUCUAUCACAGCUUGAAGCACUAGAUUCUCUUCGUGCAAAUUACUACACUGAUAUGAAAAGCAAGUUAGCUAUGGAAACUUCUCUUACAAAGCACCGUAUGAAGGCAGAAGGAGAUAGCACAUUCAAACUAAAUGGGAGCAACCUCACAAUGAUUCCCUUUUCUCAUCUUCUCGCAUGUUCUGUCAGCGUUGACCUGAGUCACAAUGAAAUCACAUCAUUAAACCCCCUUAAAAAUUUGGUGACUUGCAGGGAACUAGUUUUAGAUAGCAACAAAAUUAGUGACCUUAGUCCUCUUAGUGGAAUAACUUCUCUCUGUAAGUUAUCCAUAGCUAAUAAUGAAAUAGCUUCAUUUGACCAAAUUAUGUGUUUAAAGAAUUUAUGCAAAUUAGAAGUAUUAGAUGUAAGUUCUAAUCCUAUCUGUGAUGAUGUAGAUAUUGAAAGCAAGAUUAAGGAACUAUUGCCCGUUGCCAAGUCUAUUAAAGUUACAUGUACCUAAAAUCUGAUGUCUGCCUCUGUUGCAUCAGUUGCCAUAGUAUUUUAUAUUAAAUGAAUGAUUGCAAGAAACCUUGAUAAUUUGGCUUUUAAUACUAAAGCACUUAGUACAAAAAGUCAUGUUUUAUGUGUGAUAUGAGUCAUGUCCUCAGUGAGGCAAUCCUCACCACAUUAGGGAGAAACCAUUUAAUUCUCUCUCUCUCUCUCUCUCUCUCUCUCUCUCUCUCUCUCUCUCUCUCUCUCUCUCUCUCUCUCUCUCUCUCUCU
Macrobrachium nipponense is the source of this 2048-nucleotide messenger RNA. RefSeq names its product geranylgeranyl transferase type-2 subunit alpha-like (gene RabGGTa). Gene Ontology annotation, cellular component: cytoplasm; Rab-protein geranylgeranyltransferase complex. NCBI's taxonomy places the organism in Eukaryota, Metazoa, Arthropoda, Malacostraca, Decapoda, Palaemonidae. Gene Ontology annotation, molecular function: Rab geranylgeranyltransferase activity. The record is from RefSeq and is a predicted model, not a curated record. The coding region runs from base 98 to 1786 and encodes 562 amino acids. The transcript has 10 exons. Gene Ontology annotation, biological process: protein geranylgeranylation.